AUGGGCUCCUCGCGGGCACCCUGGAUGGGGCGUGUGGGAGGGCGAGGGGCCAUGGCCCUGCUGCUGGCUGGCCUCCUCCUGCCAGGGACCUUGGCUAAGAGCAUUGGGACCUUCUCAGACCCCUGUAAGGACCCCACACGUAUCACUUCCCCCAAUGACCCCUGUCUCAUUGGGAAGGGUGGCUCCAGUGGCUCCAGUGGCUUCAGUGGUGGAUCCAGUGGUGGUUCCAGUGGCUCCAGCAGUGGCUCCAGUGGUGGUUCCAGCGGCUCCAGCAGUGGCUCCAGUAGUAGCUUCAGUGGUGGCUCCAGUGGAUCCAGUGUGGCCCAGGGUGGUUCUUCGGGAUCUUUGCUGUUUAAACCNUCCAGCGGCUCCAGCAGUGGCUCCAGUGGUGGUUCCAGCGGCUCCAGCAGUGGCUCCAGUGGUGGUUCCAGUGGCUCCAGCAGUGGCUCCAGCGGUGGCUCCAGCAGUAGCUUCAGUGGUGGCUCCAGCGGAUCCAGUAGCAGCUACUCCUCUGGGUCUGGCUCUAGUCUGCACAGUGCCUCCAGCUCCUCCCAGCUGGGGUCCGGCCCAGCUCCACCAACCAAUGGUGGUUCCACCCACUUCGUGAUAAGCUCUUCCCAGUCUGGAGGAGGCUCAAGCUCCUCUGUCUCCCAAACUUCCUGGGUGUCCGGCAGUGGUGGCCAAAGGGUCAAUUCUAACUUACGCCCCUGUAGUUCCGAUGUCCCUGACUCUCCCUGCAGCGGGGGACCCGUUGUCUCCCACUCUGGCUCCUACAUCUCCAGCUCCCACUCCGUGUCAGGGGGCCAAAGGCCAGUGGUUGUGGUGGUGGAGCAGCACGGCUCUGGCGGCCCUGGAGUGGUUCAAGGCUCUCCUUGUAGCAAUGGUGGCCUCCCAGGCCAGCCCUGCCCCCCCAUCACCUCUGUAGAGAAGUCCUAUGGCAGUUAUGAGGUGGUGGGUGGCUCCUCUAACAGUUACCUGGCCCCGGGCAUGACUUAUAGUGAGGGCAAAAUCUACCCAGUGGGGUACUUCACCAAAGACAACCCUGUGAGAGGCUCGCCAGGGGUGCCCUCCUUUGCAGCUGGGCCGCCCAUCUCUGAGGGCAAGUACUUCUCCAGCAACCCCAUCAUCCCCAGCCACAGCUCCGCCAGCAUCUACCCCUCCGGAGCUUCCUCGGCCAUCGUGUUCCAGCCAGUGGGCUCUGGGGGGGUCCAGCUCUGUGCAGGCGUGAGGGGGCCCUGCUCCCUCUCUGGUUCCAGAGUCCCCAGCAGCCCCAGCACUUCUGGGGGCUCUGCGCCAGGCUCCCACCCCUGCGGCAGUGUUUCCCAGGGGCCCUGCUCCCCACCGGGCCCGGGCUCACUCAGCCACAGCUCCAGCUCCCAGUCCAGUGGCAAAAUCAUCCUCCAGCCCUGUGGCAGCAAGGCCAGCUCUGCUGGCCACCCCUGCGCUUCCGUCUCCUCCUCCUCACUGAGCGGGGGGCCCAGGGGCUCUCCUGAACCUGAUCCCUCAGCUGGUGCCCAGCCCUGCCACGGCUCUGAGAAGAUGCCCUGCCGCUCCAUCCGGGACAUCCUGGCCCAGGUGAAGCCCCUGGGACCCCAGAUAGCUGACCCCAAAGUCUUUCAGCCCCAGGGACAGCUUCAUGACAGUCCAUAA
Messenger RNA from Miniopterus natalensis, 1650 nucleotides. Lineage: Eukaryota; Metazoa; Chordata; Mammalia; Chiroptera; Miniopteridae. The record is from RefSeq and is a predicted model, not a curated record.